CGUCGGGAACGUUCUGAUGCCCACGCAAAAUACUUCCCGCCCAUGCUAGAACGGGACAGGGGCCGAGAUAUAUAAAGUGUCGGACUAGCAGGUCGUACUGCAGAACAAAGCUAACAUGAAAGACCUUCCAAUUGAUUACGCGUCUCUCAUAGGUAGUUGGUGCAGCUCCGUUCUUUAUGGCGUCAAUCUCGUUCUUUACUUCAGCUGUGUUCACUUGCUCAUCGGACGCCGUUCGUGGAUUUUACUGGGAAGUGUGACUCUACAGUUCAUUAUAUCGACGGUCCAUAUUGCUGCAUGUCUGCGAUCUAUGAUAGAAGGCUUCAUCUGGUGGAAGAUCCCCGACGGCGCCGUCCUGUACUGGGAAAACCAGGCCCGACCGGUCAACGUCAUAAAAGAGACUGCCACUAUCACGAAUUGCAUUGUGUGCGAUGCCAUAUUGCUCUGGAGAUUAUACAUAAUAUGGAAUAAGAAGGUGAAAGUGUCCAUAUUUCCCGCCAUCAUGGUUCUGGCAUUUGGUGUCUGUGGUUACAUUUCCAUAUACCACGUAGCAACUCUGGAUCUCCAGCCAGAAUCUCUUAGUAUCCUUUACCGAUGGCUCCAGGCUUCGUAUUCGCUGUCCCUAGCAACACAGCUUUCCGUCACUGCAAUGAUUGCCGCUCGCAUCUGGUGGGUGUCGCGACGAACAGGAUCCUGGAAAGCCAGUCCAACGGCCAAGCCCUACAUGAACAUCAUUUGGAUGAUCAUCGAGUCAGGGAGCAAUAUCUGCCGUCACAUCGACUCUCUUCCUUGCUUUCUUCAAUACAGUGGGCAAGAUUAGCAUUAUACUUGGCGAUUCUCUGGGGCAGAUAAGUGCUAUCGCACCAGCUCUGAUCUUAUUCCGCGUUGGAUUGGAGGAGCAGGUGAA
Desarmillaria tabescens is the source of this 904-nucleotide messenger RNA. RefSeq lists its product as uncharacterized. The record is from RefSeq and is a predicted model, not a curated record. The coding region runs from base 116 to 817 and encodes 233 amino acids. NCBI's taxonomy places the organism in Eukaryota, Fungi, Basidiomycota, Agaricomycetes, Agaricales, Physalacriaceae. The transcript has 8 exons.